UCGGAAACAGCAAUUUGUAUUGUGUUUAUUGGAUCUCUUUGUUUUAUUGGCAGUUGGAUUUCAGACAGCUGCCUUACCUUAAAUACGAUAUCUUUACAGAGAAAAAAUGUGCAGGGAACUCAACAGGCUGGUUGUUUUGUUGAUUUUAAACAGUUUGACCAAUGUUUCGGUAUUAGCGACCGGGAAUCGAGUGAAAGGAAGCGCAAAUCAGUCGUCACAAUACCGUACAUGCCAGCAGAAAAAGCCUUCGACGGUGAAAUAAUUUUCCAUGAAUCUGAAUCUCGUUGCACAUGCAGUGCUACAGCUGUUCGUCAAAUACCUCGGUGGUGGGAAAUGAAUUUUGGAUCCAAGCAUUUGAUUGGUUCCAUAAAAGUCAUCGGUCGUGAUGGUUUCGGAAGAGAGCAAAGUCAAAGCCUUGCUGCUUAUAUAAGUAACGAUACGAUGGAAACAAACAGUGGAACAAUUGUUCACUUGCCUGAUUCGAAUACUAUUGGGUUACUCGUGCAGUUUAAUCACGCUCCUCGGGUUGCCCAGUAUAUCAACAUAAAAAAAGAUGAUGCAAAUAAUGUGAUGACUAUUUGUGAAGUAGAAGUAUUCGGAGCAAACUGUCCGUCAGGAUAUUUCGGUGACAUGUGUUUGCGAAGAUGUCAUUGUAAGAACCAAUGUGAAGUUAUUUCUGGUCACUGCACCGAAUGUGAGCCCGGUUGGAAGCCACCUACAUGUGAAACUGCAUGCCAUUCUGGGUUCUACGAUGACUGCAAACAAGUGUGUGGGCAAUGUAAGCAGCAACCAUGUAACAAAACUGAUGGCUAUUGCACGGAUGGUUGUGCAGAAGGAUACACUGGAGAUAAAUGUGACCAAGAUUAUAAGGAGGAGCGGAUGUUUACCAUUUACGAGGUUGCCGGGGUGGCUGGAGUGUCGGUAGCAGGAUGUCUUCUCCUUGUAUUUGCUUGUAAUCUUGGAUAUAGAAGAUACAAGUCGGCAUCAAAGGAAAAAGACACAACUAACGUUAUUCCAGACAUCGACUAUGUGAAUACGGGGAACGCAUACGAAGGCCCGAACGAAGUACAGUUUCAAACUAGCGAUGAACAUAUCUAUCAGACUAUCCAGAACUGACGCGUGUCAAGAACUUUUAUCUGUGUGAGGAUGCGAUAAAAAUCAUAGUUUUUUUUCAACAGAACUGCGACAUAUUUUGUGCGUUCAUUAAUAACACGUACAUUCUUAUUUGUGUUUUUCAGUUACAUGCAAACUGUUAUAUCAAAUUUGAAAUCCAAGGCUGACUUAAAUUAACCCUUUAUGUUUUGGUUAAUUAUACAGCUGUUAUUUGGUAUUUCAAUGUAGUUCUGAUGACCAAAAUACCCAUAAUGGAAGUUCAUGAGUCGACUUUAAUUACGCUGUUUAAUGUAUAACAAUAAGUCAAUGGUACCAUUUUAUACUCAAUCAUAAUGCCAAAUUGGUAUACUGCAUUGUUCAAUAUGUAUGUUUGUUGUUAUGCUUUCAUGAGCCUUGUGUAUUGCGUAUGUUACCAAAAGUUAUUAAUAUGUAUUUAUGUAAGUGUAUAAAUAUACAUGAUAGCUUCUUUUUAAUUCAUUGCUGCAUGUUUUGUUUCUUGAUAAACUUUGUUGUUGUUUUUAUUAAUAUUUGUCGGUAAAAGCUAUACAUAGCUUAUCUUUAUCUACAUGUACAUAAGAUUAUACACUAUUUUUAAUUUCCUAAAAAAACACACACACUACUUCAAAGUACUUCUUCUAGCGUUUCACGUAUAUGACAACCAUAAAUUUCCUUUAAAUUUAUUUCAAACCAAAUUGAUUUAAACAAAUAAAAAGUUAUGUCGCAUUCCUCCUAAGACAAUUACUCACUUUGAUUAUUUUUACACCUUUUAUAUUUCAAGGACUCAAUAUUGCAUCAGCCGGAAGUCAGCAAGUUCUAGUUCCAUCAAAAUAUAUUUAAUCUGAGAUAUUUAUGAAAGACUUAUCUCUGAGUGGAGGUAUUAGACUGAAAACAAAGAAUAGCAACUAAACAUUACGUGCAUCACUAAGACAUAAACAUAAUUAGUGCAGAACAAUGCUUUCGAUAUUUUCCACAUUGAACGAUAUAAUGUGAUGUUCAAUGUGUUUUAUAAAAAUGUACACUUUAAUUGAUAAUGAAAACAUAAAUUAUAAUAGCCCUGAUUUUUUUUCGAAUUUUUUUAUUUGAAAUACAAACUUUCCCCCAAUUAUAUGAAGGUUACACGGUACUAUUACAAUAUUCUAUAUGUUUCUAAAACUCCUACGCAGUAAUCUCCAUUGGCGACAAGUAAAAAAAGCGAGUUUUGAAAAAUUAACAUUGAGCUUAAUUGUUUGUUUUGAAAAUGUCAUUCGAAAGAACGAAUUCCAGAAAAUUCUCUCUUAAUGUAUAGUAUUUUUGUAUGCCCGUUCUAUCUACUCAUAAGAGUAAAAUGUGUUCACAAAAACAAAAACAAUAUUAUAAAGCCCUGAAUUCACAUAACAUGCCGGUACAAAGGUGAAUUUCAUACUAUUGAAAUUCAUGUAUUAGACCAUCGACUCUAUUGUUUCCGAAGUAACGUGUAUAUAUUUAUGUUGUAAUUUUGUUUGUACUGGAGGAUUAGCUUGGGAAAACCAGAAUAUUUAUAAUUCUAGGCUUAAACUAUUGUAACAAUAAUAUCAACCAUGAUAAUGUCCUUCGGACAUAUGUUUACCCAAAAUGUUAUCAUUGAAAUAAUAACCUGUUUUGGUUACCUACAUGCACGUUUUUCUUCUGAUUUUAUUGCCCCGACUUGAUGCUAUGCAUCACUUGUUUUCUUGUAUCAAUUUGAAGUAGCAAUUUUAGUCUUCAAUAUAGAGAGGGCAUCCUUGACAACAUCGUGUUAGUAUGGAUUUAGUUAUAACGUACCAUUUACCACCGACAAUAAACACUUGUCUUUAUGUGUGUUAUUGAAAGCCCAGGGCCCGUAUUUUCUGAGCUACAUGUUG
This is a messenger RNA of Mya arenaria, 2972 nucleotides long. Its product is annotated as tyrosine-protein kinase receptor Tie-2-like. Bases 229 to 1116 code for a protein of 295 amino acids. Gene Ontology annotation, molecular function: scavenger receptor activity. The transcript is spliced from 8 exons. The record is from RefSeq and is a predicted model, not a curated record. NCBI's taxonomy places the organism in Eukaryota, Metazoa, Mollusca, Bivalvia, Myida, Myidae.